AUUUUGUUCUUUUACAACAAUGGCACUCACAACACAUACGAUUGCUCUUUGCUUCCAGAUCUUGGUUCAUCAUUUUGGGGAAUGGCUUUGGUGUUUGCAUCAACAAAUCUAACCACUGCAAGAAUUGCUGCUGGUUGUCUUGCUCUUGCAUUGUUUAUUGUGCUAUUUGUUGCAAAAAAUUGGACACUUCGAGGACUUUGUAUUGGAUUCAUCAUUUUCCUUGCUGUAGUUUGGAUUUUGCAAGAAAAAACAAGUGUCCGUAUUCUCCGCUAUGUCCUUCUUUUCAUUGGAGUAAUGAACAGCUUGUUUUCAGUUUAUGAUAUUUAUGAUGAUCUAAUAUCUCGAAGAGUCCACUCCAGUGAUGCUGAGAAGUUCGCGGAAGUUUGCCCUUGCCCUUGUAAUGGUGUUGGUUGGGGAGUCAUUUGGGGAAUGAUAUCAUUUGCAUUUCUUUGUGGAGCUAUGUAUCUUGGACUUGUUAUCUUAUCUUAAGGUUCUGAGGAUCGGGUUCGGUUUCUUCUUGAAAUCAUAUAGAUCAUCGUGCAUUACUUCUCCC
Messenger RNA from Pistacia vera, 553 nucleotides. RefSeq lists its product as uncharacterized. The transcript has 7 exons. The annotation marks the transcript as partial. Lineage: Eukaryota; Viridiplantae; Streptophyta; Magnoliopsida; Sapindales; Anacardiaceae. The record is from RefSeq and is a predicted model, not a curated record.